Filobasidium floriforme is the source of this 1110-nucleotide messenger RNA. Its product is annotated as putative cell division cycle 2. The coding region runs from base 1 to 1110 and encodes 369 amino acids. Gene Ontology annotation, molecular function: cyclin-dependent protein serine/threonine kinase activity; ATP binding. Gene Ontology annotation, cellular component: nucleus. NCBI's taxonomy places the organism in Eukaryota, Fungi, Basidiomycota, Tremellomycetes, Filobasidiales, Filobasidiaceae. The record is from RefSeq and is a predicted model, not a curated record. Gene Ontology annotation, biological process: regulation of mitotic cell cycle; protein phosphorylation. The transcript has 7 exons.
AUGGAAGAACCUGUUGCGGCAAUCUCAAACCAGCCUUCAUCAGCUACAACAUCAGCUACAACAUCUUCGCAACCACCACCUCGUCAACCCAUCUUUCUCCCUGCGGCAGUCCCAAGAUCGACUCUCGCACCUCGUCGAGCCCAACACCCUCCUCUGGCAUCGUGUCGAUCGGUCUACAGCUAUACCCGACUGAAUCAUAUCGAGGAAGGGACGUACGGCAUCGUCUUUCGAGCGCGAUGCAACGAGACCGGCGGGAUCUACGCUUUGAAGAAGCUGAAGCUGGAGGAAGAGAAACAAGGGUUCCCGAUCACCAGCUUGAGGGAGGUCAUGGCGUUGAUGGUCGCCGGCGAGCACGAGAACGUGGUUGGAGUGAGAGAGAUUGUCGUCGGAGAUACUUUGAAUCAGAUCUUUAUUGUGAUGCCGUUCAUCGAACAUGACCUCAAGACCUUGUUGGAGACGAUGCCACAUCCAUUUCUCCAGUCCGAAGUCAAGACGUUGAUGAUGCAGCUGUUGAGCGCGGUAGCUCAUUGUCAUAGCAACUGGAUCCUUCACCGCGAUCUCAAAACGUCCAACCUGUUGUUGACAAAUCGUGGGCAAAUCAAGGUGGCCGAUUUCGGGCUCGCUAGAAAGUUCGGCGACCCGUUGGGAGAGAUGACGCAGUUGGUGGUGACGCUUUGGUACCGGAGUCCUGAGUUACUGCUUGGUGCAAAAGAGUAUACCACAGCGGUAGACGUCUGGUCGGUAGGCUGCAUCUUUGCGGAAUUGAUGCAAAAGGACGCCCUGUUCCCGGGUCGAGGCGAGAUUGACCAGAUCGGACGGAUAUUCAACCUGCUGGGCAAACCUACGGAGGAGAUGUGGCCAGGAUUCUCCAGGCUGCCUCUGACACGGACCAUAAAUCCUAUUGGACCUCCAUACUCGUCGUUGCGAAAAAAGUACCAGUUUCUCAGCGAUUCAGGGUACGACCUGUUGGCGUCUCUGUUACGAUAUGACCCGGAGGAGAGGAUCAGCGCCGAUGUCGCCUCGCGGCAUCCUUACUUUGACGAAUCGCCUUAUCCGAAGCACCCCGACCUCUUUUCCAGCUUUCCGAGCGUGGCUGCAGGUGAAAAGUAA